ACGCAGACAUAUAUAUUUACACAUACAUUUGCCGCGACGACCGGCACACCGCGGCGCGGCUGCGAAUCCGCCCGCGGAAUUCCGCAAAAUCUCCCCGGCGUCGUCGUCAUCGAGUGCUACCCUCUGAGUGCUACCUUCCGGCCAGCAGGCGAAGGAUCUCCUUCGUGGUCUCAAUUGAGAAACACAACGUUUCGCGUACGGUCGUUCGUUACUGUUCGCGCACCGGUUUCGCUAUUACAGUCGCCGAGCGGGGUAGCUCCUCGUAGAUGGUGCUCCAACGCGACGUCGUUCACUCCCACCCUGCUCCUCGUCGCUCCUGAGGAGAGAGGGUGGUCUUUGGGCGGACGCGAUUCCACGAGGACGGCGUUUCGUUCCGUUUUCGCUAGGUCUUGGUGAACAUCACGUCGCGGUACCGAGCACCGCGUAUCCACGCCGCGCUAAACCCGCCGAUUCGGUUCCGGCGGCAACCAGGAAGCGGCACCGUCGCAUCGUAGCCGGUAGACGGGGAGACAGGUUCGAGAGGAAGAAGAAGACUGUCGCCCGGCAUCUAGCCCCAUCAGGCACCUGACCACCAGCCGGCGAUGCCUGCACCUACGUCAGCGGCGGGUGCGGCCGAGGGUGGCCCGCCCCGCACCGAACUGCAGGAGUUACAGCUCAAGGCCGGCCAGACCACAGAUGAAUCUCUGGAGAGCACGAGGCGUAUGCUGGCGCUAUGCGAGGAGAGCAAGGAGGCCGGCAUCCGCACUCUGGUCGCACUCGACGACCAGGGAGAGCAACUGGACCGAAUUGAGGAGGGCAUGGACCAAAUUAAUGCCGACAUGAAAGAAGCGGAGAAGAACCUUACCGGAAUGGAAAAGUGCUGCGGCCUUUGUGUCCUUCCUUGUAACAAAGGCGCCAGCUUUAAGGAAGAUGAGGGCACGUGGAAGGGUAACGACGACGGCAAGGUCGUAAACAAUCAACCGCAGCGGGUGAUGGACGACCGCAACGGUCUCGGGCCACAGGGCGGCUACAUCGCUAAGAUUACAAAUGACGCGCGCGAAGUGGAAAUGGAAGAAAACAUGGGCCAAGUGAACACGAUGAUCGGCAACCUGAGGAACAUGGCGAUCGAUAUGGGCAGCGAGCUUGAGAAUCAGAAUCGGCAAAUCGACAGGAUCAACCGCAAGGGCGAAUCGAACGAGACGAGGAUACAGGUGGCCAACGAGCGAGCCCAUCAGCUACUCAAGUAAGCGGCCACCGCCAUACUCUCUGUCGACCAUCCGCACCCCGUCGGCCGCCACGAGCAUCACUACCAUCACCCUCCACCUACCAUUACCACCAACAACAACAACAACAACAACAGCAACAUAACAAAAGAACAACAUCGACACCAAUAACAAAUUACCAGCACAAUUACACUCGAUUACAGUCCACUCGAUCGUUUGCUCGCAGUCGCUAUCGCGUUUCGUCCGUUCGCGAAACGUGUCUUCGUUCGUUUUCACCGAUAUCGAGUUGGUAUUUCGGUAUUUUUUCGCGAGCUCGGUGCGUCGGAAAUAAUUAAUACAAAUACGUAACCUUAAACGUAAGACUCUAAACCGAGUGGAUAAAACUGUAAAAUAUAAUUUUCUUCAGAAUUUUAUGUUUUUUUUCCCCCUUUUUUUUCAUUCAAGUAAAUCGCGCGCGCUCGCAUGACUGACUGACUAUGUGUUUAAAAGUCGUACGCGAAGCGACUUUUGGAUGGUCUCUCCUAAAUCGUUGCAUGAAAUUAUACUGCAUGAAAUUAUACAAAAUUAUUUCGUGAACGACGGCAGCUGAAAGAACCGACGUGAAAGAUAAAUACAAAGAGAUAAAUGCUGAAUUUGUUGUACUGUUGUGAAUAUUUGUUACAUGUCCUUUGUAUUAUAUAAUUUCGAGAUUCGUUUCCUUAACUUUCGUAAGUUUAAUACAUGCUGGAGCAUCGCGCGUCACAGAUUCGGAGAUUGAGUGAAAUUCGAUUUUGUGAAAUUCGAAAUAUAUAUCCCGAUUCCUGAUUUAGCGUCGAAGGCAUCCGAUCUAAUUUUCCAUCGAGUCUCAAUUUCGUUAGUCCACUCUCUGCGAUCGUAAAUUCGAUUUAAUCUCCGAGAUCUCCGGGCUCUCUUUGUUUUUACAAUGGCAAUAAUUCACCGAUGAGAAACUUCGAAGAUUCGACGCGAACGCUUCGAGACGUCACACUAUCGACGCGGCUAAUCGAUCGUCGAAGACCUGGAGUAAAAAUGGAUCCUUUAAGAUUAACGAAGCAGUUUCAUUGUACCGAUCACAACGAAGAAGCUGAUGGCAUCUUGUUUUUUCCUAGCGUGGCAAAAGCGUCGAGUUAUCGCGUAGCUUAAAAAACGGAACUGAAAUCCAAUCUCCGGUUCGAGAACGAGCAGCUUCGUUCUCUUCGCCGGCAGAGUUUAGCACGUUGAACGCUGUUGGAAACUAAAUAAAAAAAUAAUCUAUAUAUAUAUAUAUAUACAUAUAUAUUAUACAUAUAUCUCUCGAUAGUCACACACAUGUACACAUACACAUACCGGGGAGAUUAAAUGCACGAACAAUUGCAGCGAUUAAUUCAGUUCUAUCGAUUAUGGCCGGCUCUAGUCAGAGUCGGGGCGGGACUGCAUUGGCGGAAACGAAGAUACACAAAGAUUAAAAAAGGAAAAACGAAGACCGAACAAGAUAAUAGUACAAAAAUUACUACACUUAUCUCCCGUUAGAAAAGACAAGAUUCGAGUACAAGCUUUAUUUAUUUCUCUUAUCGUAUAUUACCGCUCUUCGCGAUUACCGACUCACGCUUGAGGAGAUCAUAUUCGAUACCGUGUCAGCGAUACUGUCUGCAAGCGAAAGAAGCGACACACUAAUCUCCCUCUCCCUCGAGUCUCCCCCGACGUACCGGAGGAGCCUCCGUUAUUUCCUUCCGAAUCGAAGGAUCGGUUACAUUCGGAAUUCCCGAGCUCAGUCUCGAAUAAUUUUCACGAGCGUUUCACGAGUUCUGCCGGAAUAAUAAAAACGGAUAGAUCGCGGUAACACUUGGAGGAGGAAGGGAGUGGAAUCGCGAGAGCGAAGGACGAGGGAGCAGGACGAGAUGGAGGAAGAGGAAGGAACAUGAAGAAGAAGAAGAAGAAGAAAAAGAAGAGGAGGACUUACUAGUAUAGCGAGAUAACUGAAGCAACGAAGAGAACGCGUUCAGCCAACACGAUUAUUAGGCGUCAGCUGAAGCUGUAGAUAGGGCGAGGUCUUCUUUCGUCGUUUAAAAAAAAAAGCUCGACUCACACACUCGACAACGUAGAACGUAGGUGUUAUUUCCCCUUGCCCAUUGUCCAGUCCAGCUCACCCGCCCCGUCCCCUAAUUCUCCCCUUUUGCGCCAAUCGCGCCGAGAUCACAGUAAGGUUUAACUCCAAAGAAAGAUUGUACAUUACUGUAUUUACACGAGGACGACGUACCUACCUUGUUAAAUCGUACGAUGAGGAGAGGAGGUCUUGGUAGAGAAGCCUGUCGCGGCUCGAGAGUCGAUUGCCCGUCGGUGAUCCUGGACAACCAUCGUGAUUCUGGUGUGUUCUUACCUUACUGGAAUAAGGCGGCUGGUUCUUACGUAGCGAAUUUUUUAUCGGUGAUAUUUCAAGAGGUCGUACGCCUGAAUUUAUUAAUUUUGUAAGUACUUUUUUUUUUUUUUUUUUAAGAUUUCAUGUCCACCGAAAUUUGUCAGAAAUUACAAGGUCUGGUACACGAAAA
Molecule: messenger RNA, 3724 nt
Organism: Pogonomyrmex barbatus (red harvester ant)
Lineage: Eukaryota; Metazoa; Arthropoda; Insecta; Hymenoptera; Formicidae
Gene: Snap25
Product: Synaptosomal-associated protein 25kDa
Biological process (GO): synaptic vesicle priming; exocytosis; synaptic vesicle fusion to presynaptic active zone membrane
Cellular component (GO): plasma membrane; SNARE complex
Molecular function (GO): SNAP receptor activity; syntaxin binding
Source: RefSeq, a predicted model, not a curated record